GUAAUUGACUGACCAUCUCAAUUUUUUAUGUCAAGUGAUAUUGUAUGUAAAGUAACUAUUGAUGUCUGUGUAAAAAAUAUUUCAUUUGUUUACGACUUCUUGUUAAUGAAUCCGCUGCGCAAACUCACUUCCGCAGUUUAUUGAUGAGGAUGGCUAGCUGCGGGGGAUUGUCAGCGGAGGAGGAAAGGGAAGUAAACAGUUUCCUUGAGAGGGUGAAUAAGCUCAGGGAGGAAGAGAAGAAGGAUGCCAUCCCCAAAAACACAGCAGUCAAGUUUCUGAUGGCCCGGAAGUUCGACAGACAGAGAGCACUGGAGCUGUACCUUAAUCACGAGAGCACCAGACGACGAGAAAGCUUGAUCAACAUCUAUCCUUUGGACGAUUACCUGAAACAAGAACUAAACACAGAGAAGCUCACUAUUCUGCCGGGCAGAGACAGACACGGUGCGGCCAUUGCCUUGUUUACAGCCAGACUCCACACGCCAGCCUGUACCUCUACACAGCUAGUUCUCAAGGGCCUCAUCUACCAACUGGAUGCUGCACUCGAAAGCCAAGAAACUCAAAGACAUGGCCUAGUUUUCAUCUACGACAUGACAGAAUCAAAAUACAACCAUUUUGAUUAUGAACUUAGUAAAAAGAUCCUCAACAUGUUGAAGGGAGGGUAUCCCGCCAGGCUGAAGAAAGUUCUCAUCGUCACCGCACCACUGUGGUUUAAGGCUCCGUUCAAAAUACUCCGCCUCUUUGUGAGGGAGAAGUUACGAGACCGGGUGUAUACUGUAAGCCUCUCUCAGUUGACACAGCACAUACCCAAGGAAUCCCUGCCACGGCAGUUAGGAGGCAUUGCCCCAGACACCCACGCACCGUGGCUACUGAUGUGUGCCAAUGUAACCGCAAAUCAAAAUGCAGACAUUGACUCGUAUUUCAGUGCUUGUAAGAAAAACGUUGAACGGAAUUCGCGAGGAUCUGUGUCUCGAAGGAGCUUGUCAAGUGAUAUGUCGGACACGUUGUUGAUAAGUGACAUCGAUUCGGAGGAAUCAAAAGAAACGAUCAAUGAAAAACAUAACUGUGAGGAUAAAGAAAAGGAGGUGCAGAUUAAUGGCGAUGAGAAAGCGGAAAAAGAAGUGACAGUCGAAAAAGAGGAUUCUUGUGUGAAUAACUCUGGCAAACGCCGACGAGAAUCAGAUCCCAUCUUGGAAUCAGGGAGUGUGAAAAAAACAGUCGAUUCAUCGAUGGACUAUAAUAAUUCUGAAACCAUGGACCAAAAUCUUGAGAUCCCUAAAAAGAAACGCCCUCUGUCUGGCAGUUCAAACAACAUGAUUGAGGACUCAGUACAUCGAUCAGAAACAGGGGGGCUAACUCUAGAUGAAUUAGCAGAACAUUGUCGGCAACUCAAACGAAAAGGAAUGUACCAAGAAUAUGCUUUAAUCAAGUUAGAACCACCAUCGGGCACAUUCACAGUAUCAAAAGCCAAAUACAACUUGCCUAAGAACCGAUACUCAGAUGUGCUGUGUUUUGACCAUUCACGUGUACGCCUACCUGUGAAGGAGGCUGACCCGUCCUCCGACUACAUCAACGCCAACUAUAUGGACGGCUAUAUGCAGAAACAAGCCUACAUAUCCACACAGGGACCACUUCCAAAGACGUUUGGCGAUUUCUGGAGAAUGGUCUGGCAUUGUCAAGUUAUGGUCAUCGUCAUGACAACCAAGGCGAUAGAGCGCGGGCGGCUAAAGUGUGGCCAGUACUGGCCGGUGGAGGAGGACGCUGAGGAAACGUGCGACGAGUUCCUCAUCAUCAAUACAGGAACAGAACAACACCAGGACUACACUGUGACAGGGCUGUUCCUUCAUAACACCAAGACUGAUGAAUCACGCCACCUGACUCACCUGCAGUUCACCAGUUGGCCAGACUACGGUGUUCCUUCAUCAGCAGCUGCAUUCCUAGACUUCCUGCACCGCGUACGGUCCUGUCAGGCCGACGCCACAGCUCGCCUAGGUAACGCCUGGCAGGACCAUCCACUAGGACCUCCCAUGUUGGUACACUGCAGUGCUGGGAUAGGUCGCACAGGUACGUUUAUGACAAUAGACAUUUGUCUGAGGAAGCUGGAGGAUAUCGGCCGUGUGGACGUCCAGGAGACGGUACGAAGGAUCAGGUCACAGAGGGCCUUCAGUAUCCAGAUGCCGGACCAGUAUGUGUUCUGUCACCUGGGACUCAUAGAGCACGCCAUGAGGCAGGGCAAGCUGCAGGAGAUCGACUGGACAGGCUUUGACGAGAGUGACAGUGAAAGUGAUUGAGUAUGAAAUCACAGACGAUUUAAAUAUUUCACAAUGAUUUGUUUCGAUUUGUAAUGAGAUUUUAACAUCUCGCAGUGGAAAUGUUUAUACUAUUGUAAUAUCCUACAGUGAAACUGACUGGGUAUGAAUUUUUAUUGUAUUCAAUAACAGUGAAAGAGGCUGAGUUUGAAUUUAGUUCAGAUUUGAAGAAUUUAAUGUUACAGUUAAGAUUGAGUGAAUUAAGACCCAAACUGAUCAAGAUAAAAUUUAGGCACAUUAGCUGUUGUUACUCAGAGUUUAAGAUGAUGUAAAAUUACCAAGACAAUGCUAAUGGUUAUUGUUCUUGUGUCCUCUAUUUGAAGGUUCUAGAGUGCUUAAUAUCCAUUAUCAAGGGAUGGUAAAUUGACUCAUAAAAUCAGUGUUCCUGUGGAUGCUUUAUGGGGAUUGAAUUACAGAUUUAAAACUGAAAUUGAUUAAAGAGAAAGUUUUUAACCUCUCAAGAUUGACAGUGGCUUUGUCAGUGUAAUAACUGUUGUGCUGAAUGGCUUCGUGGAAUCGUGUAAGUCUGCACACUGUGUUUAAGUCAAUAAUGGCUGUGGAUACUCAAUACUGCACACACUUUGUCAUUCAGUGGAUGUGGCAUCAGGUUAACUCAUUCACCCCUGAGGACACAUUUCAACUCCUCCAAUUCAAUGGGUUGGAAUAGUUCAAUAUGAAAUUUCACGGGUGAAUGACUAAAUCUGUAUAAUUUAUUUUUACACUUUAACACAAAGUUAAUGGGACAUUGUAGAAUUUCACCUGCCAAAAAACCUUGUGCUUUAUGAGGAGUAUACAUACAUGUGUUUCUAAUCCGCAAACUUUAUCGGCUUAUGGGCUACUGUUGAAUUACUUAGCAGAAAUGUUACAACCUGCAAGCUUCAUAUGAUAAUGCAGUUAAAAGGAAUAUUGCUUGUCAAUUAAUUGACUGUAGGAGAAUAUCACUUGUCCACAAACUUUGUCACUUAAUUGACUGUAGGAGAAUAUCACUUGUCAACCAACUUUGUCACUUAAUUCACUGUAGGUGAAUAUCACUGGUCCACAAACUUUGUCACUUAAUUGACUGUAGGUGAAUAUCACUUGUCAACAAACUUUGUCACUUAAUGACUGAAGGAGAAUA
Messenger RNA from Mizuhopecten yessoensis (Yesso scallop), 3423 nucleotides. RefSeq names its product tyrosine-protein phosphatase non-receptor type 9-like. The coding region runs from base 144 to 2288 and encodes 714 amino acids. The transcript is spliced from 12 exons. Gene Ontology annotation, biological process: protein dephosphorylation. The record is from RefSeq and is a predicted model, not a curated record. Gene Ontology annotation, molecular function: protein tyrosine phosphatase activity. NCBI's taxonomy places the organism in Eukaryota, Metazoa, Mollusca, Bivalvia, Pectinida, Pectinidae.